GUCUUUCCUAGGGGGGGGGGCAUGGAUGUCUUUGGUGUUUGUUCCUUGAAUUGUGACAUCCUGUAAGGAGGUAGAAAGAUUCCUGCUAAAGGGAAUUCCUUCCAUGGUGACCCUCCAAGUCUGCACGCAGCCCCGUCCAGCUGAGGGCCCGCAGCGCUAGGCCGGGUGCUCCGUCCAGCUUGUCAGUGUCCCCCAGAGACGCUGCCCACGAAGCUGACCCUCAAGCGAGUGGACCAGCCCUGAACCCAAGCAGGUCUGGCAGCUGCUCCCCUGCCUCUCUCUUCUUCCCGAGGCCUUCUAGCUAGAGCCGCCUUCAUCCUCAGUACUGACCGGCUGCUGGCAUGGCCCUCCACAAGGUAUUGUUGCCUCAGUUUCCCCGCUGACAGGUGAUGCUGCCCUCUCCUGGUACCACCCAGCCACGCCCCAAAUCCUGCUUCAGAGGCUGCCUCCCACUUCCUCUGCUUGCCCCCCACUGUCUCCUGUCACAGUAGCUCCCCUUUCCUUUCCUGGGCAGGAUUUCCUUUCCACUCUCUCCCCUUCCUGGGCUUGGUAAACCAGUCCCUAAUCUCUUCCCACCCGAUAGGAAGGUGUGUCCCUCCCAGGCACUCCUCAGACACGCCUCAGCCUCCUCCAGGUUUCCAUGGUUCCAUUGCUCAACAGUUUGCCAAGGGUAACCAUUAACCUUGCCCUAACUAGCUUCCCCACCUCUCUCCAUAGAGGGGGCUCUCCAGCCAUUGUUCAGCAGCCAGGUUACCCCACCAUCUUUCCUAAAGUCUUGGGUGGGACCUCCCCAUCUCAGGGUACCCAGGACAAAGCUGGGAGGAAUGUGUAUCUGCAGGGAUCUGUUUCUUAAAGGUAUACAUUUGUUUAUUUCUGUUCACAAUCUAUCUCCUUGCUUCUCCUACACUCACACACACUCAAAAGUUAGCUUCAUGGAGCUCAGACUUAAUUAUGUUCAUUGCUUUGAGUCCACCACCCAGAGUAGGACUACAUCGCUGCUGUAGGAAUGAGCCCCCUCUGUCCUUACCGGGUGUGUGUGCCCAGGGGUGGGGCAUGUCCCCAAAGGAGUGUAGGUGUUCUUAUCAGGUCUACUCUGUCAGAAUUGGGUGCAAUUCCCACACUUUCACUUCGGGGUGGGGUGGCCUAAAAUGAUAAGUUAGGCCCUGUGGUGCCCCUGUGGGGUGUUCAUACACUGUACCCAGGAAAUCGCAAAGGAGGUUGAGAUACGAGUCUCACUUCUUUUUUUUUAAUAUUUUUUAUUGAUUUCAGAGAGGAAGGAAGAUAGAGUUAGAAACAUCAAUGAUGAGAGAGAAUCACUGACUGGCUGCUUCCUGCACACACCCCCCCACUGGGGAUCGAGCCUGCAACUUGGUUAUGUGCCUUUGACCGGAAUCAAACCCGGGACCCUUGAGUCCACAGGCUGACACUCUAUCCACUGAGCCAAACCAGCUAGGGCGAGUCUCACUUAUUUCUGCUUAUUUAUUUAUAACACAUAGCUCUUACUACAUUUGCCAGGCACUGUUCUAAGCUCUUUAUAAAUAAACCAAGAGGAACAAAUAUUAACUUAGAGUUGUUGACACAGUUGAAUUAUUGUUGCUUAUCUCCACUCUCCAGAAAAAACAAUGCGCCUCCGGCCCUUUAAAGUCGUUCCCCUCCCCGAUCCCCCCUCCCCCGGCAAAGCCCCCAGAACAGUUUCCUAGGCUAGGACUCGAGCUCGGCUUCCGGCCUCCUCUCAGGCUCCACCCCGCGUUAAUCAGAUCCUGGAAACCGUGGGGCAGAGGCCCAGCGGCUGAGCGGCGGCCGAGGGCGGGAAGUUUGAACGUCUUGGCACCACCCAUUUAAGAACAGGCCAAUCAGCGUCCAGCCUUCUUAGCGACCGCGCCCCUCCCCCUCCCGUCCUGCUGGCUCUCUAGGCAGGAUCCGGGUCUCUACGACCAAUAGCGAUUAAGGGGGUGGGGCCCCUGCGCGCGCACCCGUCCUGGCGUCCGCGCGCUCCUCCUGCAGGCCUGUGGUUGGUCGUGGCUCGGUCUCGCGCACGUCGAGGUCCCGGGGACAGAAAAGGCGGGAAAACUCCGCAAGUUGUCCGCCUGUGAGGUAGGAAGCCUAGAGCGCGGGCCCGGCCUUGGGGCGUGGCUGGCAGGGGCGGGAGAGGAGGCUGGCACGGCUCGCCCACGCUGCCCGCAGACCGUCUCCAUCCCAGUGCCACCUCGGCGUGACAGGAAUGUGGGGGGCGGGGGUUCCACAGACUGUCCGUCCUUGAAAUACUGAGAGGUCGCCCCUCGAAAUGCCCCACAGAUGACGGAAAUAAAUGUGACCUCUCCUCACCUCAGCCCUCCCAGACUUCCCUGUGCACUUGCGCCCGCCUCGCGGUGAGCGCUCGCUCCUGAACCGUCUUCAUUUCCCGCAGCGCAGAGCCUCCCUGCCCAUGGCCUCGGUGGGAGCGACCGCCGGCGGGACGCCGCAGGGACCGGGAGCCGGGGCGGCCGCGGCCAGCUUCCCCAGCCCGGCCCCGGUGCCGGGCCCCGCGGGGGCGGAGGACGACGCGGAGGAGCCGGCGGAGACGCACCUGUGCGUGCUGUGGAGCGCCGGCUGCCUGGGCUUGGCCUACUACGACACCGGCGACUCGGCCGUGCACUUCAUGCCCGACGCCCCGGACCGCGAGAGCCUGCAGCUCCUGCAGAGAGUCCUGGAUGAAAUCAGCCCCCGGUCUGUUGUUACCAGUGCCAAACAGGAUGAGAAUAUGACUCGGUUUCUGGGGAAGCUUGCCUCGCAGGAACACGGAGAGCCUAAGAGACCUGAAAUCAUAUUUCUGCCAAGUGUGGAUUUCGGUCUGGAGAUAAGCAAACAGCGCCUCCUUUCUGGAAACUACUCUUUUAUCCCAGACUCCAUGACCACCACUGAGAAAAUUCUCUUCCUCUCCUCCAUAAUUCCCUUUGACUGCCUUCUCAUGGUUCGAGCACUUGGAGGGCUGCUCAAGUUCCUGGGUCGAAGAAGAAUCGGGGUUGAACUGGAAGACUAUAACGUCAGCGUUCCCAUCCUGGGCUUUAAGAAAUUUGUGCUGACCCAUCUAGUGAGCAUAGAUCAAGAUACUUACAGUGUUCUGCAGAUAUUUAAGAGUGAGUCUCACCCCUCAGUGUACAAAGUGGCCAGUGGACUGAAGGAGGGGCUCAGCCUCUUUGGAAUUCUCAACAGAUGCCGCUGUAAAUGGGGAGAGAAGCUGCUCAGGCUGUGGUUCACACGUCCAACUCAUGACCUGGGGGAACUAAAUUCUCGUCUGGACGUCAUCCAGUUUUUCCUGCUACCCCAGAAUCUGGACAUGGCUCAGAUGCUGCAUCGGUUGCUGGGUCACAUCAAGAAUGUGCCCCUGAUUCUGAAACGCAUGAAGUUGUCCCACACCAAGGUCAGCGACUGGCAGGUUCUCUACAAGACUGUGUACAGUGCCCUGGGCCUGAGGGAUGCCUGUCGCUCCCUGCCUCAGUCCAUCCAGCUCUUCCGGGACAUUGCCCAAGAGUUCUCUGACGACUUGCACCACAUCGCCAGCCUCAUUGGCAAAGUGGUGGACUUUGAGGGCAGUCUUGCUGCAAAUCGCUUCACAGUCCUCCCCAACAUAGAUCCUGAAAUUGAUGAGAAAAAACGAAGGCUGGCGGGACUUCCCAGUUUCCUCACCGAGGUCGCUCGGAAGGAGCUGGAGAACCUGGACUGCCGCAUUCCUUCAUGCAGCGUCAUCUACAUCCCUCUGAUCGGCUUCCUUCUUUCUAUUCCCCGCCUGCCUUCCAUGGUGGCGGCCAGUGACUUUGAGAUCGAGGGACUGGACUUCAUGUUCCUCUCAGAGGAGAAGCUGCACUAUCGCAGUGCUCGAACCAAGGAGCUGGACGCAUUGCUGGGGGACCUGCACUGCGACAUCCGUGACCAGGAGACCCUGCUGAUGUACCAGCUGCAGUGCCAGGUGCUGGCUCGGGCGGCUGUCUUGACCCGGGUGUUGGACCUUGCUUCCCGCCUGGACGUCCUGCUGGCUCUUGCCAGUGCUGCCCGGGACUAUGGCUACGCAAGGCCCCGUUACUCUCCCCGGCUCUUUGGGGUACGAAUCCAGAAUGGCAGACACCCUCUGAUGGAGCUCUGUGCCCGAACCUUUGUGCCCAACUCCGCAGAGUGUGGUGGGGACAAAGGGAGGGUCAGAGUCAUCACUGGCCCCAACUCUUCAGGGAAGAGCAUAUACCUCAAACAGGUAGGCUUGAUCACAUUCAUGGCCUUGGUGGGCAGCUUUGUGCCAGCAGAGGAAGCCGAAAUCGGGGCAGUAGACGCCAUCUUCACCCGUAUUCAUAGCUGCGAAUCCAUCUCCCUUGGCCUCUCCACUUUCAUGAUCGACCUCAACCAGCAGGUGGCAAAAGCAGUGAACAAUGCCACCGAGCGGUCUCUGGUCCUUAUUGAUGAAUUUGGAAAGGGAACCAACACGGUAGAUGGGCUCGCACUGCUGGCUGCCGUCCUCCGACACUGGCUGGCUCUCGGACCCACAUGCCCCCACAUCUUUGUGGCCACCAACUUUCUGAGCCUCGUUCAGCUACCCUUGUUGCCACAGGGGCCCCUUGUGCAGUAUUUGACCAUGGAGACCUGUGAGGAUGGGAAUGACCUUGUCUUCUUCUAUCGGGUUUGCGAAGGUGUGGCCAACGCCAGCCAUGCCUCCCACACAGCUGCCCAAGCCAGGCUUCCUGACAAGCUCAUAGCUCGUGGCAAGGAGGUCUCGGACUUGAUCCGCAGUGGUAAGCCCAUCGAGCCUCUCAAGGAGCUGCUGAAGGAGAAGCAAAUGGAAAAUUGCCAGACAUUAGUAGAUAAGUUUCUGAAACUGGAUUUGGAAGAUCCCAACCUGGACCUGGACAUUUUCAUGCGUCAGGAAGUGCUCCCUGCAGCCGCCACCAUCCUCUGAGAGUCCUUCGUCGGCCCUCCUCCCCUUCCCACACCCUGUGGGCUGCUGUGCCCUUUUUGUUUCUUUAGACCCAAAGUUCUCAGUUUCCCCAGAAAUCUUGUUUCACAUUAGGAAUAAAGUUUAUUUUGGAGAAAGUUGUUUCCUUAGACCAGCCAAAACAAAGCAAGAGACUAGAAAAGAGAUAAAACACCAAGUAGGAGUCCACAGAGGGACCUGCCCUGCCUAAUUAGGGGGGCGGGGGGAAUAAAUGGUGAUGGAAGGAGACUUGAAUUGGGGUGGUGAGCACAUACAAUACCCAGAUGUUGCAUGAUAGACUUGUACACCUGACACCUGCAUAAUUUUAUUAACCAAUGUCAGCUCAAUUAAUUCAAUCAAAAAUGACAGUGCCAUUUCUGUGGGAAGACGGGGGAUUCUACCCAGGGGGACUUUAUGAGAACCGACUUCAGACCCUGCAGAACAGAGGAGCCUAAGGGAGAUAGAUGGGCCUUCCCAGCCUCGGACACACAGCAGGAGGAGCUCUGAGGCUGAAAGACUAGGUAGGAGGCUGCAAGGAGCAGGGAGAGGGGGGAGGGGCCAGCCCUGGUCACCAGUGGGUGUGGCUCCACCUUCCCACCUCAGAGCCCUGAGGAGCCAGGGUCCUGCCCCUGCUGCAGGCCCCUUCCAGUUCCGCUGGGGACAAGCCACCAAGACCCAGCAGCCUGCCCUAGCUGGUCUGGCUCAGUGGGUAGAGUUCAGUGGAUAGAGCAUCAGUCUUUGGACUGAAGGGUCCCGGGUUCAAUUCUGGUCAAGGGCACAUGCCCGGGUUUGAUCCCCAGUAGGGGGCAUGCAGGAGGCAGCUGAUCAGUGAUCCUCAUCACUGAUGUUUCUCUCUCUCUCUCUCUCCCUUCCUCUCUGAAACCAAUAAAAAUAUAUUAAAAAACAAACAAAAACCCAGUGGCCUGAAGCUUCUUCCUCUGGGUGAGUACUAGUCCACCAAGAGGCCCCAGGGGAAGCCCCUCCUCCCAGAUCUGCCCUCUACAUUUCCACUCAAUUUUGGGACUUAUAAGUCUUCCUCACUGCGUUCCCUUGCCCUGGUGGACAGUCUGGGCUUGAUUCAGUGACCAGACAGAACCCAAGCAGGGGCUCCUAGAAAGACCGUGGCCCAGAGCCCUAAUGUGGAGUAAGCCUCUGCUGUUUGCAUUUUCCAGCUGCAGAGGCAGGCAGGCUCUGGAGCAGGAACAGUCUGCCCUAUGCAGGGGCUGCAGGGGCUGCAGGGGCUGGAGCUGCGGGGGCAUGGCCAGGCCUGGUUUGAGGGCCCGCUGAGAGGCACAGCAACAGCAGCUAGGUGCAGGGGCCUUUGGUGAGCUG
Molecule: messenger RNA, 6268 nt
Organism: Myotis daubentonii (Daubenton's bat)
Lineage: Eukaryota; Metazoa; Chordata; Mammalia; Chiroptera; Vespertilionidae
Gene: MSH5
Product: mutS homolog 5
Biological process (GO): chiasma assembly; mismatch repair
Cellular component (GO): nucleus
Molecular function (GO): mismatched DNA binding; ATP binding; ATP-dependent DNA damage sensor activity
Source: RefSeq, a predicted model, not a curated record